UUCACUGUUCCUCCAGCCUACCCAGUCGGGCUGACCCACACAUUCAUAUUGUUAUGGCCCCCAAAUCAGUUUCUGUGAUUAUUCUGGACAAGAUGUUGAUUAAUAUAAAGAGCAUCUUAUGGAUAUGUUCUACCUUCAUAGCAACCCAUGCACUGAAUAAAGACAAAGUGGAAAAAAACCCACCUGUUAAGGGCUCCCUGUCUGGAAAAGUCAACCUACCUUGUCAUUUUUCAACCAUGCCUACCUUACCACCCAGUUACAACACCAGCGAAUUUCUCCGAAUCAAAUGGUCAAAGAUUGAAUUGGACAAGAGUGGAAAGGAUUUAAAGGAGACUACUGUUCUCGUGGCUCAAAAUGGGAAUAUCAAGAUUGGCCAGGGCUACAAGGGGAGAGUGUCUGUGCCCACACAUCCUGAGGACGUGGGUGAUGCCUCCCUCACCAUGGUCAAACUGCUGGCAAGUGAUGCGGGCCUCUACCGCUGUGAUGUCAUGUACGGGAUCGAAGACACACAGGAAGCUGUGUCAUUGACCGUGGAUGGGGUUGUGUUUCACUACAGGGCCUCCACCAGCAGGUACACCCUGAAUUUUGAGAGUGCGCAGAAGGCUUGUUUGGAUAAUGGGGCGGUCAUAGCAAGUCCAGAGCAGCUCGAUGCUGCCUACGAAGAUGGAUUUGAGCAGUGUGAUGCAGGCUGGCUGGCUGAUCAGACUGUUAGAUAUCCCAUCCGGACCCCCCGAGAAGGCUGUUAUGGAGAUAUGAUGGGGAAGCAAGGUGUCAGGACUUAUGGAUUCCGUUCUCCUCAUGAAACAUAUGACGUGUAUUGCUACGUGGACCAUCUGGAUGGUGAUGUAUUCCACAUCACUGCUCCCAAUAAAUUCACCUAUGAGGAGGCUGAAGAAGAGUGUGAAAACCAGGAUGCUCGGCUGGCGACCGUGGGGGAGCUCCAUGCAGCUUGGAGGAAUGGCUUUGACCAGUGCGAUUAUGGGUGGCUGAUGGACGCCAGCGUUCGCCACCCUGUGACUGUGGCCAAGGCCCAGUGUGGAGGUGGUUUACUUGGGGUGAGAACCCUGUAUCGUUUUGAGAACCAGACAGGCUUCCCUUCCCCUGAUAGCAGAUUUGAUGCCUACUGCUUUAAACCUAAACAGAAUAUAUCAGAGACUACAACCAUCGAUCUGAAUAUCCUUACAGAAACUGCAUCACACAGUGUAUCCAAAGUACUACAAAUGGUACCUGACAGAACUACACCAAUCAUCCCUUUAACCACUGACUUACCUGUCAUUACAACAAAGUUCCCUUCUGUGGGAAACAUAGUCCAUUUUGAACAGAAAUCCACUGUUCAGUCUCCAGCUGUCACACACAGAUUAGCCACUGAAUCACCCAUUCCUGCUGGGAGUACCAAGAAGCCUUGGGAUAGGGACUAUCACUCACCUUCUGCUUCAGGACCACUUGGAAAGCCAGACAUACCUAAAAUUAAGGAAGAAGUGCCCCAAAGUACAACUGUCAUCUCUAGUCAUGCUACUGAUUCAUGGGAUAGUGUUGUGGAAGACAUACACACACCAGAAUCAGUUACACAAAUUGAACAAAUAGAAGUGGGUCCUUUGGUAACAUCUAUGGAAAUCUCAAAACACAUUCCUUCCAAAGAAUUCUCUGUAACUGAAACACCACUUAUAUCUGCAGCAACCCUGGAAUCCAAAACUGAAAAGAAAAGAGUAAGCACUACUUCUGAAUCGGGGACCACAGCCCGCUACUUCACCUCGGGAGAAAAUGGUGGCCAAGACGGAACAUUUACAGUUAGAACUGACCAGAGCACCUUGGUCUUUAGCCAAAUACCUGAAGUCAUUACAGUGUCAAAGACUUCACAAGACACCACACUCAGUCAACGAGAGGAUGCAAAGUCAGUCUCAGCAUCAACAGUUGUCUCACCUGUACGUACUCCUGACAGCAAUGGCAUAAUAGAUUCAUUUCCUUAUUAUGGUGAUAAAAGAUUAGCUGAGGAACUGUCCACAGUUAUUUAUCCCUCUCCACACACAGAAAUGACACAAGAAAGACAAAGAACAGAGGGGAGAACAGAUACAUAUACUAACGAUGUGAUACAGGAAAAGAUCACCAAAGACCCACUUAUAGGAGUAGUAGAGGAAGAAGGGUUCUCAGGAAUGAGGUUCUCUACAGCUUCCUCAGAGCAAAUUCACCUUACAGAGUCUCUGGUGGAAAUGACCAAAUCCUUUGAUUCACCAGCACCGACAAUGCCAAAGCCAAGUGUGGUGCCAACAGAGGCAAGGGAUGUGGAGGAAGACUUGACAAGAACUCCAGUUGGAUUAGAAACAGAUGGCUAUCGAGACACUACAAAGCAUGAUGAGGUUACUACAAUGGUGCAUUCGACCCACAGCACUUCAAAUGUGGAAGUGGUCACUGUAUCAAAAUGGUCAUGGGAUGAAGAUAAUAUGAUCUCAAAGCCGUUAGGGUCCACAGAUUAUGCAGGCUCUCCAAAAUUGCCCCCUGCCUUACUCACCACUACAGGAGUGAGUAGAAAGGAUGAAGAAAUCCCAAGUUUCACUCAGGAUGGGGGAGAUGAAUUUACUGACACCCCAGAUAGUACUCAAAUGUCGUUAGAGAAGUUUACUAAGGAAGACACAACAGACCAUGGGAAAUUCACAGUUAGAUUUCAGCCAGCUACAUCUAUUGGCAUUGCAGAAAAGUCAACUUUGAGAGAUUCUACAGCUGAAGAAAGAGUUCCACCCGUCACAAGCACAGAAGGUCGAGUUGCUCACGCAACCAUAGGAGGAAGCGCUUUCGACGAAGGAGAAGAUAUGGAUGUGUCUGAGCCUGUAUCUACUGCUCCUCAGUUUGCACACACUUCAGAUAUGGAAAGACUGACAUUUGUUAGUUAUCGUGGUACCCAGGAGCCUACUACUUAUGUAAACACUUCCCAUACCAUUCCUCUUUCUGUAAUUCCCAAGACAGAAUGGGGAGUGUUGGUACCUUCUUUUCCAUCAGAAGGUGAAGUUCUAGGUGAACCCUCUCAAGACAUACAUGCCAUUGAUCAGACUCACCUUGAAGCACCUAUUUCUCCUGAAACUAUAAGAACAACAACAGAAAUCACACACGGAACAGCUCAGGAAGAAUUUCCUUGGAAAGAUCAGACUCCAGAAAAACCAGUUCCUGCUCUCAGCUCUGUUGGCCCAGCCAAGGAGUCAACAACACAUUUAGACGAACAGGAAAGCGAUGGGUCAGCAUAUAUUGUUCCUGGAGACAGAUUGGGGACAAGUUCUGAGAGAGUCCCAAUUUUAGACACAACUCUCUUUGGAAAAAUUGAGCAUACUAUGUCUUAUCCACCUGGUGCUGUCACUGAGCACAAAGAAAAAGCAGAUGAAGUAGAAACACUAACACCAAGCAUGGGGCCAAAGGUAUUUUUAAGUCCAGGGGCUGAACAAAAAUAUGAAGCAGAAGGUACUAGCCCAAGGGGAAUUGUAUCACUUUUCAGCACCAGUGUUACCCAGCUUAUAGAAAAAACCACUAUUGAAAGGAGAGAGGAAACAUCCUUAGAUUAUAUUGAUUUAGGCUCAGGAUUACUCGAAAAGCCCAAAGCCACAGAACUCCCAGAAUUUUCAACAAUUAAAGCCACAGUUCCAAGUGAGAUCACUACUACCUUCAGUUCAGUAGACAGACUUCACCCAACUUCAGCACCCAAGCCACCUUCAGCACCCACUGAGAAACCUCCUCUCAUUGACAGGGAAGCCAGUGCAGAGACAGCCGGUGACAUGGUAAUCAUUGCGGAAUCAACGUCUCAUGUUCCUUCCACUACCCUGAAGUCUACUGUAGCCAAGGAAAUGGAAACCGAUAUUGAUAGAGAGUAUUUCACAACUUCAAGUCAGCCUUCUGUUAAACAGCCAACAAGACCACCCAGUGUGGAAGGCAGAGAGGCCUUCAGUCCUCAGGCACUGUCCACUCCAGAACCCCCGACGGGGACAAAAUUCCACCCUGACGUAAAUAUUUAUAUUAUUGAGGUCAGAGAAAACAAGACAGGUCGAAUGAGUGAUUUGAGUGUAAUUGGUCAUCCAAUAGAUUCAGAGUCUAAAGAAGAUGAACCUUGUAGUGAAGAAGCAGAUUCAGAGCACGACCUAAUCGCUGCCAUUUUGCCUGAGUUAAUUGACCUAAAUCUCUACCACAGUGAAGAAGAGGAAGAGGAAGAGGAAGACUGUGCAAAUGCUACGGAUGUAACGACCACCCCGUCCGUGCAGUACAUCAAUGGGAAACAGCUGGUCACCACUGUGCCCAAGGACCCAGAGGCGGCAGAAGCUAGGCGUGGCCAGUUUGAAAGUGUUGCACCUUCUCAGAGCUUCUCCGACAGCAGUGAGAGCGAUGCUCAUGGGUUUCUCAUGUCUGAGACUGAGUCAUCGACGGCUGUGCAGCCAAAUGAAUUCAAAGAAACAACUGAGUCGCUGGAAAUGACAUGGACGCCUGAGACUUUCCCUGAAAUACCAGAACAUUUUUCAAGUGGAGAGCCUGAUGUUUACCCCACAGCCCCGCUGCGUGAGGGCGAAGCCACGGAGGGACCAGAAUCGGCCACGGAGAAAGGUCCUGAACUUGAUAAUGUGGGGCACGAACAUGCUGAGCCUGUACCUCUGUUUCCUGAAGAGUCUUCUGGAGAUGCAGCCAUCCACCAAGAAUCCCCAGAAAUGAUCAUUUCAAGGGCUACAGAAGGAACGUUUGGUGAAGAGGCAGACAGAAGUACAUCUAUCACAUAUACUCCAAGUACAGCUCCAAGUUCUAUGUCAGCAAAUGUUUUGGAGGAAGCAUCAGUUUCUGUAACAGGAAAUCCCAGGCCUGAUGACCCAUUGUCCACUGUGGAAAACUGGGUGGAAAUGACCCCUAGACAGAUUGUAGACCUCUCCGGGGUUCCUUCAAUUUUGAUUCCGGAAGGCUCCGGGGAAGCAGAGGACGAUCGAGAUAAAAUGUUCACUCUGGUAACCGAUUUAUCACAGAAAAAUACUACAGAUACACUGGUUACAUUAGACACUGGCAAGAUAGUGAUCACAGACCACCUUGGUGAUGUUCCUGCAACCGCCGUUUACUUAGUUUCUGAACAACCUUCUACAGAAGUAGUACCCACCAAAUUUGUAAGGGAAACAGGCACUUCUGAGUGGGUUUUCAGUAUAUCUCUUGAGGAAACACAAAGGAAAGAUGAGGAAGAAGGAUCUACAGGUACAGCUUCUACAGUUCAGUUACCUUUGCCUACACAGAGAUCUGAUCCAUUAAUUGUACCCUCUGAAUUAGAAAACUCAAGUGAAGUUACAUCUAGUGACCCAGUAUCUGCUACCAGAAACAGUUUUAUGUCCUUGACAACACCCACACAGUCUAAAAGGGAAAUGACAAGUUCUGAUCUGGUCUUUCCAGAAAAAAAUAUUUUCGACAAUCUGGGGGCACAGACUGCUGAGCCUAGCAGUAGCAGUCAACCCGGGGUUCAGGAAGGGUUGUCCGCUGUCCCAGGGAGCCCUGUCUCCAUCUUUAUGGAGCAGGGCUCUAGCGAAGCUGCUGCUGACCCAGAAAUCACCACUCUUUCUUCGUUUUCAUUAAAAGUAGAGCCUGAAAUUCAAAUUAACAAGGAAACAGCUGGCACUUUGUCUCCCCCCAUAGAAACUAUAUUUCCUUCUCAGCCAACAGGAUUACCUUUGAGUACCGUAAUGGACAGAGAGGUUACUGAAAUUAUAAGCCAAACAUCCAAGGAAAACCUUAUACCAGAGGUUUUAGGAGAGCCAAACCAUGGGACAGAAAUAAAGGGCUUCUCUACAGAUUUUCCUCUGGAGGAAGAUUUCAGUGGUGACUUAGAACACUCAGCAGUGUUCGAUCCCAAAACAAAAGGGGAAACAGUAAUGAUGGAAGGCUCUGGGGAUGCAGCAUUCAAUGAUACCCCGAUCACACCACUGGCAAUACCUACUUCAGGUCACAUCCAUCCCACAGCUGACUCAGAAGGGCCUGGUGGGACCUUGGUCAGCACGUCAGCCUUCCCUUGGGAGGAGUUCACAGCCUCAGCUGAGGGCUCCGGGGAGCAUGUGGUCUCAGUCAGCGGCUCUGACCAAGUGUUUCCCAGUGCUGUGGGAAAUGUUCUUGGGACAGAAUCUCCAUUUACAGACCAAGUUUUGGGAGAAGAAGGUACUAUCAAAGAAGCUGAUCAGAGACCCACUAACUUACCAAGAGCAGAAGCUGAAGGUCCUGAAGCUCUUACAGCAAAGGGGGAAGUGAAGGUUGAUGGCAUGGUUUCCAUGGGUUUUCCCCAGACGAUGGAGCCCACCAAAUCGUGGUCCAGGCAAGAAGUCAGUCCUGUAAGAUCAGAAAUUGAAAGCCAAACAGCAACAGAGGAAAAUAUUCAAGAACAACAAUCUGUUGAAUCCCCCCAAAUCUCUGUUGCACCAGAACAAACAGUCUUUGAUUUAAAAACAUUUAUUGAAACUGGAUUUCACACCACAGAUUAUUCUACACUGACAACAAAGAAAACUUACAGUACUGAUGAGGAAAUGGAGGAAGAAGGCAUUUCCCUUGUUGACACUUCUACUCAAGAUCCAGGAGUAAAGGGUAUGGAACCCUAUAUUACUCUCCCAGAAGUUACUGAAAAAUCCAAUUCCUUCUUGGCUACUGCCUCAGUGACUGAAUCUAUACUAGCUGAAAGUAUAGUUACAGAUUCACCAAUCAAAGAGGAUGAGACUAUAAAAUCCUUUCCCAAAGUUAUGAAGCCACUAAUUCAAGAGCCAGAUUUAUUCUCUGGCCUGGGAUCAGGAGAAGACAUUUUGCCUACUAUAGUAUCAGUGAAUUUUACUGAAAUGGAACAAAUCAUUAGCACAUUCUAUCCUCAGACUUCUCAAGUGGAAAGUUUAGAAACUAGCAUCUCAAGAGAUACCACUGAAGACUAUGAGGGAAUGGAAAAUGUAGCAAAUGAAGUUAGACCACUCAUUUCUAAAUUAGACAACAUCUCUGAAGUUAGUGAGACAGCAUCCAGCACAACCUUACUAGAAAUUUUAAGUUUCACCAGGACAGCAGGACCCUCUAUGGCACCUCUCACUUUCUCCACAGACACUGAACAUCCUCAAAAUCAGACUCACAGUUGGGAAGAAGAAAUCCAGAGUAGUCAACCACAAUCUACUACUGAACAAGUCUCUAACAAGAAUUCUUCAGUGGCAGAAACUAGAGAAACAAUAACCUCUUCCAUGGACUUUCUGGCUAGAACUUAUGGUCCUGGAAUGGCCAGAGGAUCCGUUACAUCGGCACCAAAAUCAUCUGACUUGUUUUAUGAACAUUCUGGAGAAGGAUCUGGGGAACUAGAUAGAGUUGAUUUAAUCCACACUUCUGGAACUACUCAGGCAACCAGAAAAGGAGACACCACCUUUAUUUCUAAUAGAUCCCUGGAAAAACAUCCUGAGGUUUCAAGUGCUGAAGCCAUUACUGUGGAUGGAUUCCCGACAGUUUCCAUGGUGCUACCUCUUCAUCUAGAGAAGAAUGAAAGCUCCCCAGAUCCAACGAGCACACUGUCAAAUACAGUAUCAUAUAAGAGGUCCACAGAAGGUGCAGAUACUUUCCUCGACCAUUUCGGGGGAUUUGAGGAUUCCACCUUAAAACCUGACAGAAAAAAAGCCACCGAAAAUAUUAUUAUAGAUCUGGACAAAGAGGACAAGGAUUUGUUACUGACAAUUACAGAGAGUACCAUCCUUGAAAUUCUACCUGAGCUGACAUCCGAUAAAAAUACUAUCAUAGAUAUUGAUCACACUAAACCCAUGUAUGAAGACAUCCUUGGAAUGCAAACAGACAUAGAUCCAGAGUCGCCAUCAGGACCACAUGUCAAUAAUGAAGGCAGUGCUCAAAUUCAAGAGAAGGAUGAGGCAGCUGUUAACCUUUCGUUAACUGAGGAGCACUUGGAAGGCUCUGGUGAUACUCUUCUGGCUAGCUACACUCAGGCAACACACAGUGAAUCCACAGCUUCUGAAGACAGAAGCCAGUUUGAUCACACGGGCUUUAUCUUCACAACUGGAAUCCCCCUCCCAAGCACGGAAACAGAAUUAGAUAUUUUGCUUCCCACAGCAACGUCCCUGCCCAUUCCUAGUAAGUCUGCCACAGGUCAUCCAAAUAUCAAAGAACCAAAAACGGAGACAAAAAUCCUGGAAGACAUCUUUGAAUCAAGCACUUUGUCUGAUGGUCAAGCGAUUGCAGACCAAAGUGAAGUAAUAUCAACAAUGGGCCAUUUGGAAAGAACACAGGAAGAGGAUGAAGAAAAGAAAUAUGUAGGUCCUUCUCUUCAGCCAGAAUUCUCUUCAGGAGCCGGGGAGGCACUGAUAGAUUCUACAUCCCACGUAAGUAUUGGUACUGUCCACAUCAUGGCUCCGAGUUUAACAGAAGCACCUACUGUGAUGGAAGGAUCGAAUCCCCCAGAUUACACCGAUACGACGUCAGCCGUUUGGGCCUUUGCAGAGUUGUCCUCUGAGACAUCAUCUCCGUUCACCGUCCACUUAGGCAGUGGAGCCUCUGGACACACGGAGGGCCCUCAGCCGAGUGCUCUGCCCAGUGGAAAUGCAGGCACGACUCAUAUAUCCCCAGGAAAAUUUGCAAAUAUUGAAGUGACUUUCAAACCAUCAAGCGAAGAGUACUCUCGCGUCACUGGGCCUCCAUCCUUACCUCCUGACACAGAACCAGAACCUUCAGAAGAUGAAAAUAAACCUAACUUAUUAGAACAGAUAGAAGCUUCCCCCACAGAACUGAUUGCUGAAGAGGGAACUGAGAUUCUCCAAGAUUCCCCAAACAAAACCAACGUUCAGCUUCCUGGAGUAUUUUCUAGUAUGAGAACACUUGAGGCUGGAGCUCUUGUCACAGCGGCGGGUGAAAUCGAGUCGAAAGGUGCUUCCCUGUGGCCACUCUCUGCGUCCACUUCUGCGACCGGUGGGGCUGAGGCCGGUGUGGUGCCUCAGCCCAGCCCGCAGACUUCCGAGAAGCCCACUGACCCUUCGUCUCUGCAAAUCAGCUCUGAAACCCAAGCACCUCUGACCAGAGGGCAGGAGUCCCCUGGUGCAGCCGCAGAACAGCAAGUGUCGGCGAGAAUUCUCGAUUCCGACUAUCAGGCAACAGUGCGCACUGCAGAGUUAAAUAUCUCCCUCCCAACACCAUCACUUUACCUUCUGGAAACUUCUAAUGAAACCAGUUUCCUGAUUGGCAUGAAUGAAGAGUCAGUGGAAGGCACAGCAGUCUAUUUACCAGGACCUGAUCGUUGCAAAACAAACCCGUGCCUCAAUGGAGGCACCUGCUAUUCUACUGAAACUUCCUAUGUGUGUACCUGUGUGCCAGGAUACAGUGGUGACCAGUGUGAACUUGAUUAUGAUGAAUGUCACUCUAACCCCUGUCGCAAUGGAGCCACAUGUGUGGACGGUUUGAAUACAUUCAGGUGCCUCUGUCUUCCCAGCUAUAUUGGUGCCCUUUGUGAGCAAGACACCGAGACGUGUGAGUACGGCUGGCACAAAUUCCAAGGGCAGUGUUACAAGUACUUCGCCCAUCGCCGCACAUGGGAUGCAGCCGAACGGGAAUGCCGUCUGCAGGGCGCCCACCUCACAAGCAUCCUGUCUCACGAAGAGCAAAUGUUCGUGAAUCGUGUAGGCCAUGACUACCAGUGGAUAGGCCUCAAUGACAAGAUGUUUGAGCAUGACUUCCGUUGGACUGAUGGCAGUACACUGCAAUAUGAGAACUGGAGGCCCAACCAACCCGACAGCUUCUUUUCUUCUGGAGAAGACUGCGUCGUCAUCAUUUGGCACGAGAACGGCCAGUGGAAUGAUGUUCCCUGCAAUUACCAUCUCACCUACACUUGCAAGAAAGGAACAGUUGCUUGCGGCCAGCCCCCCGUUGUAGAAAAUGCCAAGACCUUUGGAAAGAUGAAACCUCGUUAUGAAAUCAACUCCCUCAUUAGAUAUCACUGCAAAGAUGGUUUCAUUCAACGCCACCUUCCAACUAUUCGUUGCCUAGGAAAUGGAAGAUGGGCUAUGCCUAAAAUUACCUGCAUGAACCCAUCUGCAUACCAAAGGACUUAUUCUAAGAAAUACUUAAAAAAUUCCUCCUCAUCAAAGGACAAUUCAAUAAAUACAUCAAAACAUGAUCACCGUUGGAGCCGGAGGUGGCAGGAGUCCAGGCGCUGAUCCCUAAACUGGCGAACAUGUGUUCUCAUCGUUUCAGCCAAAGCCCUAACUUCCUGUGCCUUUCCUACCACCUCGAGAAGUACUGUCAAUUGGUCUGGACCUUGGACCAUUGUCCAGCCAUUUGGGAUUGCUGCGCUCCCCAGACAUCUUAAAUGAAAGCAUUGGCAUUUACAAAGAAAACAAACAACACGAAUGAAAGCGAGGGCGGAGAGGAACCAUUUGUAGCCUAUCUGAUUUCUCUAGUUUUCUGUUUGCCUCCAGUGCAGACCAUUUUAUCAUGUACACCAGCCUACUGGACUAUUUAAAAAGCUCCAUUUCAGCACCAAUGGCAAUGUAAAUAAGAUGAUUUAAUGUUGAUUUUAAUCCUGUAUAUAAAAUGAAAAGUCACACUGAGUUCUGGCAUAUUUAACGAUGAUUAUGGAGCCUCCGAGGGCUUUAAUCAUUGGUUUGGCUGCUUUUGGUAGUUUGUUUAGGCUGGAAAUGGUUUCACUUGCCCUUUGACUGUCAGCAAGACUGAGGACGGCUUUUCAUGGACAACUAACAAACACAAAGUCUUGUAGGUCACACUGCACCAUCUCAGCCUUAGCUGCGGUUGGCUUCCACGUGAUGCUGAAGCCUGGCUAAUGGGAUCCUGAUGGGCUGCAAUGUGGAACUCUUCUUGGCUGCAUUCCUUUCUCUUUGCUUACAAGAAAGGCCUGAAUGGAGAACUUUUCUAUCACCAGGAGCAUUUUUUUAGGGGUCAAAGUGCUAAUUAUUAACUCAACCAGGUCUACUUUUUAAUGGCUUUCAUAACACUAACUUGCAAGGUUCCAGAUCAACACAUUUCAAAUGGAUAUAGACCCAGGGCUCUGGAGGGUGGGGGAUUGUUAAAAACACACAUUCAAAGAAAGAAAUUUUGUAUAUAUAACCAUUUUAAUCUUUUAUAAAGUUUUGAAUGUUCAUGUAUGAAUGCUGCAGCUGUGAAGCAUACAUAAAUAAAUGAAGUAAGCCAUACUGAUUUAAUUUAUUGGAUGUUAUUUUUCCCAAAACCUGAACAUUGACAUAGUAUGCUAGUUAUUUUUCAGUGUUAGCUUUUGUAUUCUCUCACACAGUUUGGAACCAUAUAAUCUUAGGUACUUUGUCCCUGAUUAAAUAAUGUGAUGGAUAGAAUACAUCAAGUGUUUAUUAUGAAGAGUGGAAACCUGUAUAGCUUACAGCAAGUGGUGUUUGCCGAUUCUAAACAAGGAGCAUAUAUAUAGAGAGAAAUAGUUAGGUGUGUGUGUUAAAAUGUCUUCCUAUCUCUUCCCACUCGUUUUCUCCCCUCUAUUUGAAUAAACUGACUGCGGAAGAUGAUUUCGAAUUGUUAUCCACUUAAUUUAAUGUUUCAAUAAAAACCUGUAAUGAAAAGAAGGCAUUUAGGAGUCUUUCCCUAAUUUCAGUUAGAAUGACCUUGAGAAAAGUAGACAACAUGGGAAAUGCAAAUAGCAAAAGAACAGCCCCCAAACUGAUUCUCUUUCACCUCCUCUGGCUGGGAAGGAACCACAGCAGCUACAAUCAUUCACAGUGUCUUUGCGCAGGCUCCGUGGUUGCUCCAUUAACUGUAACCCAGCGCUGAGUGUUCCAGGGCACAGGAAAACCUGUGUCGACCUGUGAGGUUUUAAUUUUUCCUCUUAUAUUACAAUGCACCUAAUACUUCCUGUAUUUAUAUUAUACCGUGUAUAGUGUAAAAUGUGAAUGAUUGUGUUUUUUUUGUGAAUGAAAAUCUAAAAUCUUUGUAACUUUUUA
Molossus molossus (Pallas's mastiff bat) is the source of this 11921-nucleotide messenger RNA. RefSeq names its product versican (gene VCAN). Bases 54 to 10157 code for a protein of 3367 amino acids. NCBI's taxonomy places the organism in Eukaryota, Metazoa, Chordata, Mammalia, Chiroptera, Molossidae. The record is from RefSeq and is a predicted model, not a curated record. Gene Ontology annotation, molecular function: calcium ion binding; hyaluronic acid binding. The transcript has 15 exons. Gene Ontology annotation, biological process: cell adhesion.